AAACCGGAAACCUUUGCGUUCUCACGGCUACCUUCAGUUAGCUUGAUGUUUUAGCGUUAAGCUACACAACAGUAGCUGUCAGUCGCCUUUUCAGUCAUUUUAUGACCUAAAUUGAAGAGUUUAACUUAUUAAAUCCACUGGAGACCGUCCCGUGAGUGGAUUUACCUCCACGAUGAUUCCCACAGAGGAUGCGUCCGCCAGGAAGCGGGAGAUCGAGGAGAAACUGAAGCAGGAGCAGGAGACUCUGUCAUUCAUCCGGGAAAACCUGGAGAAGAGUGAUCAGCUGACUAAGGGCAUGGUCUCCAUCCUGUCCUCGUUCGAGAGCCGCCUGAUGCAGCUGGAGAACUCCAUCAUCCCGGUCCACAAGCAGACGGAGAACCUCCAGCGUCUGCAGGAGAACGUGGACAAGACUCUGUCCUGCAUGGACCACGUCAUCAGCUACUACCACGUGGCCAAAGACACAGACAGGAUCAUCAGGGAGGGGCCGACGGGGAGGUUGGACGAGUAUCUGGCGUGCAUCGCAAAGAUUCAGAAAGCUGUGGAAUACUUUCAAGAUAACAAUCCUGACAGUCCUGAACUCAACACAGUGAAAGCUCGCUUCGAGAAAGGCAAAGAGCUCCUGGAGGCGGAGUUCCGCAGCCUCCUGACCCGCUACAGUAAACCCGUCCCCCCGAUCCUCAUCCUGGACGCCAUCAGCUUGGAUGAAGAGCUGGAGGUCCAGGAGGACGUGGUGCUGGAACACCUGCCUGAAGCCGUCCUCCAGGACAUCAUCUGCAUCGCCGGGUGGCUGGUGGAGUACGGACGCAACCAGGAUUUCAUGAACGUCUACUUCCAGAUCAGAUCCAAUCAGCUGGAUCGCUCCAUCAAAGGUCUGAAGGAUCACUUCCGGAAGAACAGCGCCUCCUCCGGGAUCCUCUACUCGCCCGCCGUGCAGACCAAACGCAAGGACACGCCCACCAAGAAGGCCCCGAAGAGACCAGGGACCAUUCGCAAGGCUCAGAACCUUCUGAAACAGUACUCACAGCAUGGGCUGGAUGGGAAAAAGGGGGGCUCUAACCUCACUCCUUUGGAAGGGAAAGACGACGUUCUGGACAUCGAGAUCGACUCGUACAUCCACUGCAUCAGCGCCUUCGUCAAGCUGGCCCAGAGCGAGUACGUCCUGCUGGCAGAGAUCAUCCCCGAGCACCACCAGAAGAAGACCUUCGACUCGCUCAUCCAGGAGGCGCUGGACAACCUGAUGCUGGAAGGAGACAACAUCGUGUCCGCAGCCCGCAAAGCCAUCAUGCGUCACGAUUACUCCGCCGUCCUCUCCAUCUUCCCCAUCCUCCGACACCUGAAGAUGAACAAGUCGGACUUUGACGCCACGCUGCAGGGAACGGCAGCGAGCACCAAGAACAAGCUGCCGACUCUCAUCACCUCCAUGGAGACCAUCGGAGCCAAAGCUCUGGAGGAGUUUGCGGACAGCAUCAAGAAUGACCCUGAUAAAGAGUACAACAUGCCCAAAGACGGGACGGUCCACGAGCUCACCAGCAACGCCAUCCUGUUCCUGCAGCAGCUGCUGGACUUCCAUGAGACGGCUGGAGCCAUGCUGGCCUCUCAAGAGACGAGUUCCUCGGCGAGCAGCUACACCUCCGAGUUCAACAAGAGGCUCCUCAGCACCUACAUCUGUAAGGUUUUGGGGAACCUGCAGCUGAACCUGCUCAGUAAAUCCAAAGUGUACGAGGACUCAGCUCUGAGCGCCAUUUUCCUGCACAACAACUACAACUACAUCCUGAAGUCUCUGGAGAAGUCUGAGCUGAUCCAGCUGGUGACUGUGACCCAGAAGAAAGCCGAGUCCUCGUACAGAGAGCUCAUCGAGCAGCAGAUCUACAUGUACAAGAGCAGCUGGGUGAGAGUCACGGAGCACCUGACGGACAGGAACAUGCCCGUGUUCCAGCCCGGCACCAAGCUGAAGGACAAAGAGCGCCAAGUGAUAAAAGACAAAUUCAAGGGUUUCAACGACGGUCUGGAGGAGUUGUGUAAGAUCCAGAAGGGCUGGGCCAUCCCCGACAAAGAGCAGAGAGACUUCAUCCGACAGUCCCAGAAGAAAGUGGUCUCUGACGCGUACCGGAGCUUCCUGCAGAGAUGUGCCAACAUCUCGUUCACUAAGAACCCUGAGAAGUAUCACAAGUACCGACCUGAGGAGGUGGAGGAGAUGAUCGAGAGGCUGUUUGACACGUCCGCCUGAUUAACCCUGACUCCUCUUCCUCACGCUCUCACUCUCCUCCCUCCCUCCCUCCCUCCCUCCCUCCCUCCCUCCCUCCCUCCAUCGUGUCUGUAUGUUUUGUACAAAGAAGCCAUCAUGAUGUAUUUAUGUAAUUAGCCGCUCCAGCUUCACAUUUUAAACUAAUAAAGGGAAAUCUGUGAA
Notolabrus celidotus (New Zealand spotty) is the source of this 2407-nucleotide messenger RNA. It is a transcript of the gene exoc7, whose product is annotated as exocyst complex component 7. Gene Ontology annotation, cellular component: exocyst. Bases 173 to 2227 code for a protein of 684 amino acids. Gene Ontology annotation, molecular function: phosphatidylinositol-4,5-bisphosphate binding. Gene Ontology annotation, biological process: exocytosis. Lineage: Eukaryota; Metazoa; Chordata; Actinopteri; Labriformes; Labridae. The record is from RefSeq and is a predicted model, not a curated record. The transcript has 19 exons.